AUGGUAUUGAAUACGAAUCAAGUAUCAUCCAAAUAUUUGAAAAUGAAACUAGCCAGAAGGUACGCUAGUCAAGUUUUCUUGUAUCUGAGACACAUCCAUUUUAAGGUACGUCUACUGACGGAGUCAUGAAUGACAGCCAGAUUGUUGAAUUCAAGAACACUGGAUUGAAGGAAGGAGAGUCUCUUGAUGAUGGAAUAUGCAGGCUUGGAAUUUACAAGAAAAAUGGUUUUGUGCCUGUUUCAAUCACUGACGGCUUUCCUCAGCGAUUCAAUCUCUUGUUUUAUAGAAACGAUUUCAUCUUUAAGAUCUUUUGA
Pocillopora meandrina is the source of this 314-nucleotide messenger RNA. The record is from the annotation of a GenBank genome assembly. NCBI's taxonomy places the organism in Eukaryota, Metazoa, Cnidaria, Anthozoa, Scleractinia, Pocilloporidae.